CACCCACCCCUUCCCACCCAGAAUAUUUCCUCCUUUUAUAAUUUUCUUUUCCCACUUAUCCCUUCCGUUCUCAGCCUCUUCUAUUUUGCUUUACCCCCUCAGUUUUUUUCGAGCGAAUUGGGAAGGUAUCUGGCGGUCAGGGCCUGGUCAGUUCUGUCUCUUCGUUCGAACAAACCUCACAACGACGACGAGAAGGUCAAUCCACCGGCAGGGCAGUCAAAUCAUCUUGAAACGGGCUCGAUGUUCCUAAAACGAUACGGUUGAUUCGCUACAACGUACUCUUCAUCGAACUUUUCCAAGCCUGUCAGCUCGGAAGUUGCUGUCCCAAGUCUCCUACCUAAUUGCUCCGAGACACACCGUCGUCCCCCUGGACACCACUCGUCUCGACCAUGGAUCCGAGCAGCAAACGACUCCUGUCCGACGACGGCAGCAGACGUCGUCGCUCACAGGAUUCAGACUCCGACAUUGACGUGACCGAACACCUUAGGCCCAAGUCUACAGCGACAUCUACACAACCUGCCUUCCUCGGCGGCCCGCGGCCCGGUCCGUUUUCCUCGCUCCGCAGACCUUUCAAAGGCCGGUCCAGAUGCUGUGUCAUCGUCACCUGCGUCCUUCUCGGACUCUGGGCCAUCCUCAGCGCCGGGGGUGCCGUUUUCUACACCAAGUACAAGGAGGCACCCCCCACCGGGGAGUCUCCCCCUUGGUACCCUGCUCCGAAGGGCGGCACCCUCAAAUCCUGGGCCGAUAGUUACAAGAAGGCCGCCGACAUGGUCUCCCGCAUGACUCUUCCCGAGAAAGUGAACAUCACCACUGGCACCGGUUGGAGGAUGGGUCUGGCCGUCGGCACCACCGGCCCGGCUCUGCACGUCGGCUUCCCUCAGCUGCAGCUUCAGGACGGCCCUCUCGGUAUUCGCUUCGCCGACAACGCCACCGCUUGGCCGGCCGGUAUUACCACCGGCGCCACCUUCAACAAGGAGCUCUUUUAUCUGCGUGGGAAGGGUCACGGCCUCGAAACCCGGCAGAAGGGCAUCCACGUCCUCCUCGGCCCGUGUGUGGGCCCUCUCGGCCGUAUGCCAGCCGGAGGCCGCAACUGGGAAGGUUUUGGCUCCGACCCCUACCUCCAGGGCAUUGCUGCCGCCGAGACCAUCAAGGGCGUCCAGGACCAGGGCGUCAUGGCCACCAUCAAGCAUUUCGUUGCCAACGAACAGGAGCAUUUCCGCCAGAGUUGGGAGUGGGGCCUGCCCAACGCCCUCUCCGCCAACAUCGAUGACCGUACCCUCCAUGAGCUCUACGCAUGGCCCUUUGCUGACUCGAUCAGGGCCGGCGUGGCCAGUGUCAUGUGCUCGUACAACAUGGUCAACAACAGCUACGCCUGCGACAACUCCAAACUCAUGAACGGCAUUCUCAAGGACGAGAUGGGCUUCCAGGGUUUCGUCAUGUCCGAUUGGCUGGCCCAACGCUCUGGUGUCGGCAGUGCCCUGGCCGGCCUGGACAUGACCAUGCCCGGUGACGGUCUUUUUUGGGAAGAUGGCAAGUCCCUCUGGGGCGGCGAGCUGUCGAGAGCCGUUCUCAACGGUUCCGUCCCCGUCGACAGGUUGAACGACAUGGUCGUCCGUAUCGUUGCGGCCUGGUAUCAGCUCGGCCAGGACAACAAGGAACUCUACCCCGAGGAGCUGCCCAACUUCUCCUCGUGGACCAAUGAAAAGAUGGGCGUACUCGCCCCGGGUAGCAAGACGCCGCAGGAGGAAUCUGAGGUCAACCAAUACGUCCAGGUGCUGCUGCCUCAUAAGGACCUUGCUCGUCAGGUCGCUGCCGAAGGAACCGUCCUCUUGAAGAAUGAGGGUGUUCUGCCUAUCAGCAGGGACGGGCUGGUCGGCAUCGAGCAGAAGAAGCUUCACGAUGGCAAGCUCAAGGUCGGUGUUUUCGGAGAAGACGCUGGUCCCGGCAAAGGUCCCAACUACUGCAAAGACCGCGGUUGCAACCAGGGUACUCUGGCCGAGGGAUGGGGCAGCGGGUCCGCCGAGUUUCCCUACCUCAUCACGCCCGCUGAGUCCCUGAAGAGGGAGUUCGACGAGGACAAGGUGACCAUCACCGAGCAUCUGGACAACAAGCUCGACUACUACAAGAGAAACCCAUCUGUUCUUGCGGAACAGGACAUUUGCUUUGUCUUUGCCAACUCGGACGGCGGCGAGGGCUUCCUCGCUUGGGGCAGUGUCGGUGGCGACCGCAACGACCUUUCGCUGCAGAAGGGUGGGGACGACCUGAUUGAACACGUCGUCGAGAAGUGUGGAAAUGGUAACGGAGACACCGUCGUCGUCAUUCACUCCGUGGGCCCCGUUGAUAUGGAGCGCUGGAUUGAGUUGCCCCGCGUGAAGGCCGUGCUGUACGCCAACCUCCCCGGCCAAGAGAGCGGAGAUGCGCUGGCGGAGCUCAUCUUCGGCGACAUGAACCCGAACGGCAAGCUGCCGUACACCAUUGCCAAGUCGCUCAAGGAUUAUGGCGAGGGGGGCCAGAUUAUGUAUCUGCCCAACGGCGUCGUUCCCCAGCAAGACUUCAAGGAGGGCCUCUACAUCGACUACCGCCACUUCGACAAGUACAAUAUCGAGCCCCGCUUCGAGUUCGGGUUCGGCCUGUCGUACACGACGUUUCAGUUCUCGAAUGUCAAGGUCAAGUCUGUCAAGGACAAGUCGCCGCUUCCUUCGCCCCGGCCCGCCGCGAGCGCCGAGCCGCCCACCUUCGACGAGUCGAUUCCCGAUCCCGAGGAGGCCCUGUGGCCCUCCGAUCUCCGCCGGCUGGAGCGGUACAACUAUCCGUACCUCGACUCCGUCGACGACAUCAAGCAGGACCCUUACCCGUACCCAGAGGGAUACGAUGUCGCUCAGGCCCUCUCCCAGGCGGGCGGCGACCAGGGCGGCAACCCCGACCUGUGGGAGACCUACGUGACCGUGACGGUCGACGUUACCAACACGGGUCCCGUGGCCGGGAAGGUGGUUCCCCAGCUUUACCUGUCGUACCCCGACACCGAGCCCGAGAUUGACUUCCCGGUCCGCGUCCUCCGCGGGUUCGAGAAGUUCAACCUGGAGAAGGGCGAGAAGAAGAGCGUUUCGUUUGACCUGACGCGGAGGGACCUCAGCUACUGGGAUGUCGUGCAGCAGAAUUGGGUCAUGGUUACUUCUGGACAGUACUCGUUUGCCGUCGGGCAGAGUUCAAGGGAUCUGCCCGUUGUUGCCAAGUGGUAGGCUGCGACCUGCGCCGUGAUAAAAUAAGUGAAGAAAAGUGUAUUGGGGG
Messenger RNA from Sodiomyces alkalinus F11, 3288 nucleotides. RefSeq names its product beta-glucosidase. The coding region runs from base 390 to 3239 and encodes 949 amino acids. The record is from RefSeq and is a predicted model, not a curated record. Lineage: Eukaryota; Fungi; Ascomycota; Sordariomycetes; Glomerellales; Plectosphaerellaceae. Gene Ontology annotation, molecular function: beta-glucosidase activity. The transcript has 2 exons. Gene Ontology annotation, biological process: glucan catabolic process.